AUGGCAAGUUUUUCAGGGAAGAGUCUGCCAAGCGCUGUGGAUCGAGUCACCAGCCUGCCCUUGCUCAGCUCUGCCUUCAACCUGGUCUCCUCUGCCUACAGCCACACCAAGGAGUCCCACCCGUGCCUGGGGGGUGUCUGCAGCGUGGCUGAGACCGUGGCUGCCGUGGCCAUGGGCAGCGUGGUCGGGGGGGCACAGCCCAUCCUGAGCCAGCUGGAGCCGCAGAUCGCCCUUGUGAAUGAAUAUGCCUGUAAAGGUCUGGAUCAGCUGGAGGAGAACUUGCCCUUCCUGCAGCAGCCAGCAGACAAGGUAAGGACAGGCUUUUCCAGGGGAAGCUGGAUGGAACUCCCUCCCACAGACUGCCAGCACAAACCCAAGGGGAAAAGCUUUCUCAGGGAGGGAAAACACUUUGGAACAACAACAACAACAAUCUCUCUGUGCCUGUCCCUGGUGCAGGUAAUCUCGGACACCAAGCAGCUGGUGACCACCAAGGUGACAUCAGCCAUGGACGCCGCCUGCGAGGCCAAGGAAGCCGUGGCUGACAAAGUCACUGAAGCUGUGGACCUCACUAAAAACGUUGUUGGGGACAGUGUGAAGCUGACCAGGUCUGUGGUCAGCUCCACUGUCAGCAGCGCUGUGGAGGCUGCCCAGGGGGCCAAGGAGCUGGUGACCAACAAGGUGACCGAGGCCGUGGGUGUCACCAAGCACAUGGUGGAGGACAGCGUGGACAGGACCAAGCUUGCAGUGGCCUCUACGAUUGUCAACGCUGUGGAGGCUGCCCAGGGGGCCAAGGAGCUGGUGACCAACAAGGUGACAGAGGCUGUGGACCUCAGCAAGCACCUUGUGGAGGACAGCGUGGACAGGACCAAGUCUGCUGUGACUUCCACCAUCACUGGAGCCAAGGAGCUGGUGGCCAACAAGGUGACUGAAGCAGUGGACCUGACCAAGGGGGCUGUUCAAGACAGUGUUGAAAAGACCAAAUCCGUGGUCACCUCGACGGUCAGCACAGCAGUGAGCCAGGCAGUGGCUGGAGGUGUGGAAUCUGUGCUGGGAAUGUCAGAGGAUCUGGUGGAUCAUUACCUCCCGAUGACUGAGGAGGAGCUAGGUAACCUGGCCACCUCGGUGCAGGGCUUUGGCGUGGCCUCGCUGGAGGAGCAGAGGAGGCAGCGCAGUUACUUUGUGCGCCUGGGCUCGCUGUCGGGCAGGCUGCGGCACCGAGCCUACCAGCACUCCCUGGCCAGGCUGCAGGGCUUCAGGCAGAGCACCCAGGACACCCUGGCACGGCUGCAGCUGGCAAUAAAACUGAUUGAGUCUGUGAAGCAGGAGGUUGGCCAGAAGCUGCUGGAGGGGCAGGAGAAGCUCCAUCAGCUGUGGGUGGACUGGAGCCUGACACAGCCCAAAGGAAACCAAGUCAGAACUGCGUGCCAGCCAGAGCAGGUGGAAUCCCGCACUCUGGCCAUGCUCAGGAUCAUCACCCAGCAGCUCCAGCCCGCCUACGAGAGCCUCCGGCUCAGCACCCACGGCCUCCCCAGCAGUGUCCAGGAAGCCGUGUCCCGGGCCACUCGGCACAUCCACAAGCUCCACAGCUCCUUCUCCAAGGCUGUGUCCUUCCAGGACCUCUCCAGAACCACGCUGGCCCGCUGCCAGGACCGGGUGGCAGAGGCCCGGAGGUCCCUCGAUGUCCUCCUGGAGUAUGUCACCCACAACACCCCUCUGAACUGGAUUGUGGGGCCCUUCAGGGCCAUGGCCAGGGGGGAACAGCACAGCAGAAAGCAUGAGAAGAAGGAGAUGAGGAGUGAUAGAAAAUUACCGGAGUUGGAAAAGGCUGCGCUGUCACAGGAGGUGACAAAGGCACCUGAAGAGCCAAAGGGAGGCACCAAGCUCUCAGAAAAAUGGUGUGAGGUGCUGGAGAAGCUGGAGGAGAAGGUGGGGAAGCCAGAGGAGAACACAAGCAAGGACACAGAGGUGGCCCUGACUGCAAAGGAGAUAAAAACCAGUGCACCAGAGGAAGAUCUCUGA
Messenger RNA from Catharus ustulatus (Swainson's thrush), 2019 nucleotides. Its product is annotated as perilipin-3-like. Gene Ontology annotation, biological process: lipid storage; positive regulation of triglyceride storage. The record is from RefSeq and is a predicted model, not a curated record. NCBI's taxonomy places the organism in Eukaryota, Metazoa, Chordata, Aves, Passeriformes, Turdidae. The coding region runs from base 1 to 2019 and encodes 672 amino acids. The transcript is spliced from 9 exons. Gene Ontology annotation, cellular component: lipid droplet; cytosol.